AUGGACGAAGCUACCCCAUUCCUAGUCCUCACUAUCAAGGCAUUAAUAAAGACAACUGAAUGGAAUCCUGAGCUCCUUAGACCCCUACAAGGCCUUGUUAUUAAGGUCUACAUAAUAGUCCCCUACAUAUUCCUUACCGAGCUGGCGCGCGACCCAUUUUUUGGCCUAAAUGGAUGUAGUAAUCAACCAUUUUUUGCCAAGGUGUUUCUUUCGUUCGUCGACCGUAACACUGACUCCUCCGGAAUAAUAGAAAGAAUAAGACAGCGAGAGCUUAUCCAACACUUGCGUAGACGAGGAGCAACCGAGGAACGAAUGAAAAAAAUAUUAACAGAGCAUAUCUUCGAACCUGCUAGGAUGUUUAAAGAAGGGGUGUCAAGUCACCAAAUUGAAGAUAUCUUCACCGAAGAGAGAUACAGAAAUGUCUUCAUGGCAGUUUCUCCCAUCUUGACAGCCUAUCCGAAAAUAUAUGGGCUCAAACAGGACUUUAUUUACUAUGACUCAAAGAAUCUUUUCCCGAUCACUUCCUCAAAUUCUUGCAUAUUGCCCAGUUCCUUGAACAUCUUGGACAUAGAUCCUCCGACCUUCUCCCUCUUCAAAGUCCUGAGAGUAACUUUGAGAAUAUCAAUGAACAAACUAGAGCUGUGGGGAAAAGUGUUAGGUUUGGACAGCAAGAAUUUCUUUGAACAACAGAAUGGUACGAUAAAAUUCAGAGGAGCAAUCCAGAUUGAUGGUGUUGGUAUUUCCACUCUGAAGCAGGCCCAAGACACUACCAAAUAG
Phycomyces blakesleeanus NRRL 1555(-) is the source of this 777-nucleotide messenger RNA. RefSeq lists its product as hypothetical. Bases 1 to 777 code for a protein of 258 amino acids. Lineage: Eukaryota; Fungi; Mucoromycota; Mucoromycetes; Mucorales; Phycomycetaceae. The record is from RefSeq and is a predicted model, not a curated record. The transcript has 3 exons.